Molecule: messenger RNA, 2420 nt
Organism: Umbelopsis ramanniana AG
Lineage: Eukaryota; Fungi; Mucoromycota; Umbelopsidomycetes; Umbelopsidales; Umbelopsidaceae
Exons: 18
Coding region: 38-2284 (748 amino acids)
Biological process (GO): N-terminal peptidyl-methionine acetylation
Cellular component (GO): NatC complex
Source: RefSeq, a predicted model, not a curated record
GGCGACUGAGUUUGCAAACGAGAAAGUCAACAUUGUCAUGGCAGCACCACAGAAGGAGCAGCCUGAGUCUAGUCAGACCAAUCAGAUCAGGGAAGCGAUAUCAAAACUUGCCAUAGAUGUCCCGGAAAAAGAGAUAUAUAAUCCUUACCGCGAGAACGACUACCUUGUUCCCCAGUGGAAAGAUAUCACCACGUUGUUAGACAAUGCAUCGAAUGAUCUUGAUGUUGGGCAAUUAGUUCAUUUACAGUCAUUUACGCUGUUUGAUGCUAUGAGCGCCAUCGAAAUCAUGGAUCCAAAGAUGGACACCGGGAUGAUAUUGGAAGGUGACAAGAAAAAGCCAUUUGAUCCGCUUAAAUCUCUUAGUGGCGAGCAAGUGCUUUGGGUCAUCGACCGACUGUUGAGCUGUGAGAUGGCAUGGUUAUCUGGGCAUUCUCUGUCGCAGACGAUAUUUACUUGCAUGUACUUCCAUGAUGUUUUUUCACUGGUGCAAGAAAAAAUUGAACCGUCUCAGCGCAUAGAUCAGCCUCCAGAGUUGGUCAGCUCUGUGUUGAAAGCAUAUGUACUGGCAACUACAAAGUGCUGCCACUUAAUAUGGAGGGAAAUGGUUUCAGGAAAUGUCUAUGAGGAAGAAGACUUUACUACGAACCUGUUUGGACUGUCAUUAGGCGAACAUUAUCCUGACACCGAAGUGUUAAACGCAAUAGACUAUGCUAUACACUGGUUAUCUGAAUUCAAGAAGAGAAUGGCGUCAGAGGGAGGCGAAAACUUGGCUGUGUUCGAAGGUCUACUCAACCGCCUUUAUGCUCGCAAACAUUAUCUCCUGGCCCAUAUGUAUUUUUCGCAACCAAAGUGUGAAUGGUAUCAUAAGGCAGACUCUGAGUUACAAGAGCUUACAAAGCUGCUAACUAGCAAAGAUGCUGGAUCGAUUCUUAACACUCAGAAUUUGGGAAAAGAAGUGGAUGGUGCGUUUGACGAAAAUAUCAAUCGCAUUUUGACUUCACAGACACCUCCUCGUCCAAUUAUAUUGCCCACUCAGGCCGAGGCACUGGAGUCCUUUGUCCACCUGUCAAGUCGACUGACAUCCCUUUGCUCCAUUGUGGACUACCAAUCUGUAGCCUCCCUUUUGAAUUUUUGUAAAUAUUUCGCUUCCUCCAGACCCUAUCCGGAUGCAUUUUCUCGGUCAAAAUUGAAUACGAGUAUAUACCAUAGUUAUCGAUUCCUGGGGUCAUGCCCUCUUGACGAGGUUGUCGCGGAAUCCAUGAUUGACUUGCUACAACCUCCAUCUUGGUGGUUUUCUAAACAUCGACCACAAAGCAUCGAAGAGGAGAGCUAUCGUGAGACGAAAACAGCAAUCAAUGCCUUUCUAGAGCGUGCUGGACUGCCUUUCCUGGAUAUCUUCAGGAUAUAUUGUCACAAUCGAGCACGGCAACGUCGGAUAAUGUGUAAAGUACUAGGAGAAUGGGAAAUUCUCUUGAAUGAGGCUUUCACACUGGACGAAAAGUUAAAUGAAAUUUGCUUCGACGAAAGUAAAUAUUAUUUUUACCAUUGGACAAAUCAUCGUAGGCUUAACAUGAUCGAGACCAUUCUAUUGCUCGGAUUUGAGCUUGAGCUUUAUGGAUCGCAUGAAUACACCAUGAUUUAUUGGUUUGUAGAUUACUUGCUAACCUAUCGACAUAAUGUCUACUCACAUAUACAAGCGAACAUUGCCAUAAGCGACGUGUACUCUGAACCGUACACAAGCAGCAACGCUCGCCAAUCUUCACCCACAUCGCAGAAACGACAAAGAAUAUGUGAAUUCCAAUCUUUGCAGUUGAUUAACAGCAUCAAAUACGAUCUGAACAUAUCUGUUUGGCGAACUUUGAUUGCAUUCGAGAAGAUAAAUUUAAUCAAAAAACCAAGUUUAGCCUUUGACGACGAGGAAACACGUUAUCAACAUAGAUUCAAGGCGUUUGCCAAUCUCUGGAACUUUGAACUUCCACCUUAUGAACGGUUUCGAAAUGAUGUGAAUGUUGCAUCGGAGAAGCCUAUGGACCAGUUGCACGCUGCUCAGAUGAGCCUCAAUAGAGCAAAAGAUAAUCUCAGACGCAUUAUUCCAGAAAGCGCAUUACAGACCAAGACAGAGCUUUGCGCUGACUCGUAUAAAAAGGACGUGCAAGCCAUGAUGCGAACCUGUAUUUCUAACCAAGUGGCCAUAACGCGAAUAAUGAAGAACACAUCAGCCAAAAUUAACAUAUCAUUUGAGUACCACCCUUACUGGCCAACCUUCAAUGUCAUAGAAUUAUAAUCUGCUGCCACUGAAUUGCCACUCUUAAUGUCUCUACUUGCAACGUAAUCAUAGAUGCCAUGGAGCAAACACGUAAAAAUAAACAUAUUUCAAAAGGAAUGAAAUUUCUUUUAUUCUGAGUCGAACAAAUGUACAG